Messenger RNA from Trichomonas vaginalis G3, 984 nucleotides. RefSeq names its product organellar and viral DNA polymerase type B. The annotation marks the transcript as partial. Gene Ontology annotation, biological process: DNA replication. NCBI's taxonomy places the organism in Eukaryota, Parabasalia, Trichomonadida, Trichomonadidae. The record is from RefSeq and is a predicted model, not a curated record. Gene Ontology annotation, molecular function: DNA binding; DNA-directed DNA polymerase activity; nucleotide binding. The transcript has a single exon.
AUGUUUAACUUACAAACAGGACCGAAAGAAGUAUUUCCAUAUAACUACUACAGCAGUGUUUUGUUAGCAAAUGACAACAGAACUGGUGUCAUUUCUGAAGCAUGUAAGUUUAUCCAUGAUGCAGAUACAUUUAUGAAGAACAUAGAUUCCAUCAAAGGUUGCAGAAUAGAUGAAAACCACUUCGACUUAGAAAAAUAUAGCACGUUUUACUGCAAACAAGAUGUAAGAAUUUUAAGAGAAGGUUUUGUAAAGUUCCGCAAUGACUUAUUGAAAGAGUUUGAUUUAAACGUUUAUGACUACGUUAGUAUUUGUUCAAUUGCUAACAAAUUGUUUGAGAACAGAGUAUACUUCCCGAAUGGAAAUCUUUAUGACCUCUCAAAUAAACCAAGAGAAUUUAUUUCGAGAUGCAUUCAAGGUGGAAGAUGUAUGUUGUCAGAUAACAUGAAACAAAAGAGCAAAAAGAAACUCAUUGCUGACUUCGACACUGUUUCAUUAUAUCCUUCAGCUAUAGCAAGACUUUAUACUUUAGAAGGUAUUCCAAAAGUAUUGAAGGAUGAGAUGUUAAGCACAGAGUAUCUCAUGAGACAUUUAUUCGAUGAUGACCAAAAGGAACCCAUUGGUGAAAAGUUUAUGUCUGGCUUCUUUGUUCUCAUUAAGAUAACAGAGAUUGGUAUACCCAGACACUUUCAUUUAAUAGUUUGCGACCCUGAACUAAAUCCAGAACUUAACGUUCCAAGAAGUUCAAACACUUGCUGUCUCAUGUAUGUUGACCAUAUAACAUUACAAGACCUCAUAAAAUAUCAAGGUGUCAAAUGUGAAGUGUUGCAAGGAUACUAUUACGAUGGAAACAGAGAUAUGAGAAUAAGAGAUGAAGUAAAGAAGUUGUUUGAGUUAAGGUUAAAGUAUAAGAAAGAAGGAAACCCCUUACAAGAAAUUAUAAAACUCAUUCUGAACAGCAUUUAUGGCAAAACUAUUCUAUCUCCU